CUAUUGGUUCAUUCCGUGAAUUCCGCCAUCUAACUCGGCAUUCCGUUUCCGUCAAAGUCAGCUGAUCAAUCGUAUUCCUGUCUACUUUGCGUGCCAGAUAACAUGUCGGGAAAGGAUAAACUUGCUAUUUUCCCCUCUCGGGGAGCCCAAAUGUUGAUGAAGUCUCGGUUAGCCGGUGCACAAAAGGGUCAUGGUCUUCUUAAAAAGAAGGCAGAUGCUCUGCAAAUGCGUUUCAGAAUGAUUUUGGGAAAAAUCAUUGAGACAAAGACACUAAUGGGGGAGGUGAUGAAAGAAGCAGCUUUUUCUCUGGCAGAAGCAAAGUUUGCAACUGGUGAUUUCAACCAAGUGGUUCUGCAAAAUGUCACAAAAGCACAAAUUAAGAUUCGCUCAAAGAAAGACAAUGUGGCAGGUGUCAAUCUUCCAGUUUUCGAGUCAUACCAAGAUGGAACAGAUACUUAUGAAUUGGCUGGUUUGGCCAGAGGAGGUCAACAGCUGGCCAAAUUGAAGAAGAACUACCAGAAGGCAGUGACACUGCUAGUAGAGCUGGCCUCUCUGCAAACUAGUUUUGUAACUCUUGAUGAAGUAAUCAAGAUCACGAAUCGUCGUGUCAAUGCUAUUGAGCACGUUAUCAUUCCCAGGAUUGAGAGGACUCUGGCUUAUAUUAUAUCAGAGUUGGAUGAGCUUGAGAGAGAAGAGUUUUACCGCUUGAAGAAGAUUCAAGAUAAGAAGAAGAUAGCUAAAGCUAAGGUUGAAGCUAUUCGGAGAGAAAUGAUUGCUGCUGGAAAAGAUGAUGAUAGAGGAGGUGUUGCUAAUAUGCUAGACGAGGGCGAUGAUGAUAUAUUGUUCUAAGGUUCAAAUAAUAGUUGAAUUAGAAUCAGGAUGCAUCGCUAUCUAAAUGAAUUAUAUAAAAAUUUAAAUCAAUUGUUAAAAUACAAUGAGUCUCUGCUCGAGAUCAUGCACAGCUCCUAGUUGUGUCAGCUCCCGGUCUCAAUCACAGACUCGUUUGGAAUACCGUCUUUUAAAAACUUGCUUCAAAAAAUCUUUUAUUUCGUUUUUUAGAUGUAUGCAAAUAAUAGGAUUAUGUUGAAAGAUUGUUAAAAAUAUUUUAAACAAAUGCAAUGCAAGCACUCUGGGGAGUUUGUGUGCAUUAUUAUAGAAAAAUGUUGAAUACAUUUCUGUUUUCUUUUUCGCGCAAUAAGAAUGUUCUACUGUAUACAAAAUUGUAAGAUAAGUAUUAUAAGGACGUCUGACGUUAUAAGUCUAUGAAAUAUAUAAUUGUUUGAUGAAUUAAUGUACAAGAUUUAUCAAUAAUAGAAAGCUUACGUUUGGCAUGCAUAUCGCGCCUACAUCUGAGAAGAAACCGCAAACACAAACUUUCGGAGAUCCAAAUUACAAUUAGUUGAAAAUUCUUUUUCUCAGGAAUCGCCUCAUUCAACAUAAAAACUUACGAAAAAUGUAAUCUAUAUUUAAAGUUCAGUAUUGUAAAUUCAGUAUAAAAGUGUUUAUUACUGUAAAUCCGUUUAAUAAAAAUAAAAAAAAAAUUGGUUACA
Nasonia vitripennis (jewel wasp) is the source of this 1550-nucleotide messenger RNA. RefSeq names its product V-type proton ATPase subunit D (gene Vha36-1). Lineage: Eukaryota; Metazoa; Arthropoda; Insecta; Hymenoptera; Pteromalidae. The record is from RefSeq and is a predicted model, not a curated record. The transcript has 4 exons. Gene Ontology annotation, cellular component: proton-transporting V-type ATPase complex. Bases 103 to 849 code for a protein of 248 amino acids. Gene Ontology annotation, molecular function: proton-transporting ATPase activity, rotational mechanism.